CACUUUUUGUUCACGUGCACGAAUUUUUAGAUAUUUGUUUCCUCAUUUGAUUAAGAAAAGACUUUCAAUAAAAUUUCGGACCAGAAUUGAAUCAGAGAAUGACACAGACUGCCAGUGCAAUUUUCGAGAGAAUCAAGAAUCACCCAGGCGUGCUGGGAAUUAUGGUGGUAAAUGCACAAGGCUACCCAAUUAAGUCUUCAAUGGACAACCCUACCACUAUGCGGUACAUUGAGUCCUUGGGAGGGGUGCUGUACUCGGCCAAUAAUCUUGUGCGGGAUUUAGAACCCGAGAAUGAAAUGCAAAACAUCCGAAUCAGUGCCGAGAAAGACUGCUCUACUCAGGACAUGUCAACUGGGGCUAAGAAAAAGAUGGUGAAAAUUACAGAAAUUAUGAUCUCACCACGUACAUGAAAACCAGGCCCUCGUGGUGAUCCAAGAAAGGGUCAAAAACAAAACGAAGAACAAAAAACUCGUGCCUAUUUACGACAACUACAUUUGAUGAAAACAACUCAAAAAAGUUAUGAGUUAUGGACCCAUUUAUAACUUCAAUUCAACCUAUAACAUGUUAA
This is a messenger RNA of Symsagittifera roscoffensis, 568 nucleotides long. RefSeq names its product dynein light chain roadblock-type 1-like. Lineage: Eukaryota; Metazoa; Xenacoelomorpha; Acoela; Convolutidae. Gene Ontology annotation, cellular component: cytoplasmic dynein complex; centrosome; cytoplasm. Bases 99 to 410 code for a protein of 103 amino acids. Gene Ontology annotation, molecular function: dynein intermediate chain binding. The transcript has 5 exons. Gene Ontology annotation, biological process: microtubule-based movement. The record is from RefSeq and is a predicted model, not a curated record.